ACUUUGCAAGAAUUGAACUUCAGCCUCUUGGAACAUCCCAGCCGCAUUUGGCGAUCUACUCUGAGCGCAAAGUUAAGCUGAUGAGCGGACUGCAACCAGCCGAGUCGUGGACGGCGCCGUCACUUCAACCCGUCGACUUUAUCAACAACUGUACAACUUACGGCGCAUUCGCAGCACCAUAUCUUCGUUAUGGCGCUCAAAGGGUUCCACUACCAGACGUGGAGGCCUAUCUAAUCGAUGCCCUCAGACACAAUAAUGCGUCCACGAUACUGCCGUCGAGAGCUCAACUCAUCGGAUGGUACGACAAUCUAACUGCGAACGAGCCUGAAACCUGGGCUCUUUCACAAAUGCGCGCACCGCCCAGUUUUCUCCCGAUCUGGGUGAACAGAACUGAAAUGGGGAGCUUUGAUGAGGAGUGCGCUGUUGAGCUUUGCUCCCAUCUCGAUUUUGAAAUGGACGGUGAUAUUGUUGGAAUCGGGAUCAUGGCCUCAUACUAUAGCGAGGGAAUUCUUGCCACAAUCUUCAGUUUCCUUAUCAUCUUAGGUCGCCUCGUCGAGCAUAGGUACGCCAGAAAGGUUUUCAAGGCACCCGGUCUUAUUUCUCGAUUUUACGGAGCGGCUUGUACUUGUACAAAGAGCCUCUUUGACGCUGGGGCGGUCAUUUGUCUAGCGACGCUAUCCGACACCAUCAUCGUUGGGGCUCACUCUGACGACUUUGAGGGAACGAUCGAUGCCUGGCAUCUCGGCGAUAAUCUCAUAGUCAACGAUCUGGAGGCAGCGCAGUUCUCGGCAUUCUUCAGUCUUUGUCCUGUGAUACUGAUCUAUAUCUUCCUGUCGGAGACAUGGGGAGGACGACGACUGUAUCUCGGAUGCUCGGUGUUGGUUGUGCUUUACGCCUUCUCUUUAUAUGCGACGUUCUUCACGUAUGGCCCUUGGGAUCGGCAUUAUUCGAAUCACAUGGUGGAAUUAUGGGAGACUUUCCAAAUGUUGGGUUGUCUACAAGGUACCGAAGAGACUAUCGUGCGCUCUUCGCGAGAAUCGUACGUGACCAUAACGGUUCUGUGGUCGGUACUGAAUGUGAUUCUCAUCUUCUAUUUCGUGCCUUCAUGGCUCAAAACGAUAUCGAGAAAACGAAAGACAGAACCGCCUCCUUUGCGACAAGACCGUGGCCCCGAUUAUCGAUCCAACACCUGGCCUUUGAGUCGAGCCGAUGGGAGAAUACGAGCCUUUGGGAGCAGCAGUCCCGGAGAGAGGCUAAAUAAACGUCUCGCUACUUUGAUUUCCAAAAGCACGUAUCUUGUGUUACUGGUCCUCCUCGUCUUGAUUUGGUACUUGCUCUUCCUGCUGUACCGCGUCCGAAGGAGGACAUUAGACAUCACAGGGCGUCCUAGUGAUCGGCAAAGCUGGAGCUUGGGACAAAUUGUUGCUUUAGCAACGUGGAUACCAGUAGUCGUCGAGUUUCUGUACAUGUGCAUCUUUGGCAUGAAGUCAGGUUUGGAGGGACGACUACCGGCUGGCUACGAGGCUAUUGCUGUGAACACUGGACUCGAUGACAGCGCUGAACAUGUUCCCCUCCGGACUUUUGGAACUUAGAACGGAAACCAUAGCACAUAAAUAAUUCAGAAACCCUUUGAUUCUUGAGUUCGGCCAAAGCCUUCGGCCCUGGCACCCACCGUUCAUGAAGGCAUUCAUAAAGUUCCGGAAUGCCAACUUGUCAUCCAUGGAUACAGUAAAAAGUAUGAACUUGAUAAAAUAAGCAUGUGUUGAUUCAGAUAGCAGAUAAUUAUCACUCAGCAAAUGGCGUGUUUAAGCAAUAUCCAAGAAUGGUUCAGAAGUUUUAGAUGAAAGGCCUCAAUUUUCAA
Molecule: messenger RNA, 1861 nt
Organism: Colletotrichum phormii
Lineage: Eukaryota; Fungi; Ascomycota; Sordariomycetes; Glomerellales; Glomerellaceae
Exons: 3
Coding region: 81-1592 (503 amino acids)
Source: RefSeq, a predicted model, not a curated record